GAAAAUUAGGCGGCAGGCACCUUUCUUCCAUCUCCUCCACCACCAUUAACGGUAAGCUCUCUUCCCGUCUACCCUCUUAUUCUUCAUGCGAACCCUCGCAUAAUCUCGGUUUUCUCCAUUGAAUCAUCCACCAGGAGCUUCUAACCUCUUGUUUAUGGUCUAAAUAUGGAAUCAGUUGUCUCCAUAAAGCAAACCCAUGAAGGGUUUUGUUCAUUUCAUUGUGUUCAUAGGAAAAGCUUCAGGAGCCAUAGAGCUAGGAUUCGUAAUUCAGUUGCUGUAGGUACUGGAAGUCAUGGUAAAUUGAAUGAUAAAAAUGGGUUUUUGAAUAGAAAGAUUAAAAGGGUGUCUACCGUUUCCAAAUCCCAAACUUUUCGGCCCAAUGGGAGAGCAAUCAAUGGCGAGAAAACCCUGCAGUUGAAUGGGAUUAACGAGGCGAAUACCAGAAGAAAUUUUGAGGAGUUUGAGAAUAAUAAUCAUCUUAGGAGAAUGAUUAGGAAUGGUGACCUUGAAGAAGGGUUUAAGUAUUUGGAAAACAUGGUUUAUCGAGGGGAUAUCCCUGAUAUCAUUCCAUGUACCAGUUUGAUUCGAGGGUUUUGUCGAUCGGGGAAGACGAGAAAAGCUACUAGGGUUAUGGAGAUUCUUGAAGAAUCUGGUGCUGUACCUGAUGUUAUAACUUACAAUGUUUUGAUCAGUGGGUAUUGCAGGGCCGGUGAGAUCGAUAAAGCACUCAAUGUGUUCGAUAAAAUGUCUGUAGCUCCAGAUGUUGUCACUUACAACACGAUUCUUCGAUCUUUAUGCGAUAAAGGGAAAUUAAAAGAAGCCAUGGUUGUUCUUGAUCGCCAGAUGCAGAAAGAAUGUUAUCCAGAUGUGAUUACGUACACGAUUCUGAUCGAAGCUGCGUGUAAAACAAGUGGCGUAGGGCAGGCAAUGAAGCUUUUGGACGAAAUGAAAACGAAAGGUUGUAAGCCCGAUGUCGUUACCUAUAACGUGCUUAUAAACGGGUUUUGUAAAGAAGGGAGAUUAGACGAUGCUAUUAUGUUUUUGGCCGACAUGCCAUCAACUGGUUGCCAGCCAAAUGUUGUGACUCACAACAUCAUAUUGCGUAGUUUGUGUAGCGUUGGAAAAUGGAUGGAAGCCGAGAAAUUUGUGGCUGAUAUGCUUCGAAAAGGGUGUUCUCCGAGUGUCGUAACUUUCAACAUCUUGAUCAACUUCUUGUGUCGACGAGGGUUUUUGGGACGAGCGAUUGAUAUCUUGGAAAAGAUGCCGCAACACGGUUGUACCCCAAAUUCUUUAAGUUACAACCCAUUAUUGCACUGUUUUUGCAAAGAAAAAAAGAUGGAUCGAGCGAUUGAGUAUUUGGAGAUCAUGGUUUCUAGAGGAUGUUAUCCUGAUAUCGUGACUUACAAUACGCUUCUAACGGCUUUAUGUAAGGACGGAAAAGUCGAUUUUGCCGUCGAGAUUCUUAAUCACUUGAGUUUCGAAGGGUGUUCGCCGGUCUUGAUCACUUACAACACUGUGAUUGACGGGUUAUCGAAGAUUGGGAAAACCGGGCGAGCGAUAAUGCUAAUUGACGAGAUGAAGCAAAAGGGGUUGCAGCCGGAUAUAAUCACGUACUCAUCAGUUGUGAGUGGGCUAAGUCGAGAAGGGAAAGUGGAAGAAGCAAUCGAGUUUCUUCAUGAUUUAGAAGGGUUAGGGGUGAGACCGAAUGUGUUGACUUAUAAUGCGGUGAUGUUGGGAUUGUGCAAGGCUCGAAAGACGGAUCGAGCCAUUGACUUUUUGGAAUACAUGGUUUCGAAGGGGUGUAAGCCAACAGAAGGUAGUUACACGAUAUUGAUAGAAGGGUUGGCUCACGAAGGGUUAGCCGAGGAAGCUUUGGAGUUGCUGAACGAGUUGUGUUCGAGGGGCGUUGUGAAGAAACGGUCGGCCGAGCAGGUGGUGGUCAAGCUUUAGGUUUGAACCUUCGGUGAGUUGGACCUUUUCGGCUCUUUGGGUGGUUGUGUUUUUGUUUGAUGUUUAGUUUGGUCUUGUGAAAUCUCUAAAUCAGUUUUGUUGCGUGUUUUUGUGAACAAGUUUUGUUGUGAUGAAAUGGUCUCACCCUAUGAAUAUGAUCCUUUAUUUUUAACCA
Molecule: messenger RNA, 2125 nt
Organism: Cynara cardunculus var. scolymus (artichoke)
Lineage: Eukaryota; Viridiplantae; Streptophyta; Magnoliopsida; Asterales; Asteraceae
Product: pentatricopeptide repeat-containing protein At1g09900
Exons: 1
Coding region: 166-1950 (594 amino acids)
Molecular function (GO): protein binding
Source: RefSeq, a predicted model, not a curated record